GGAAGCGGAUGUGCGCGGCGGAAGUGGCUGGGCGGAAGUGGCGGCUUGUUGCUGUGCGCCUGGGUUUGGAGUUCUCCGGGUGGCGACGGGCCGUUAGUUCAUCAUGUCGAUCGAAAUCGAGUCGUCGGAUGUUAUCCGACUGAUUAUGCAGUACCUGAAGGAGAACAGUCUGCAUCGUGCCUUGGCCACUCUACAGGAAGAGACCACAGUGUCACUGAACACAGUGGACAGCAUUGAGAGUUUUGUUGCAGAUAUUAACAGUGGCCAUUGGGACACAGUACUGCAGGCAAUACAGUCAUUAAAACUACCAGACAAAACACUUAUUGAUCUGUAUGAGCAGGUAGUUUUGGAAUUGAUAGAGCUUCGUGAAUUGGGUGCUGCCAGAUCUCUCCUGAGACAAACUGACCCAAUGAUCAUGCUAAAGCAAACUCAGCCAGAGCGUUACAUCCACCUUGAAAACCUUUUGGCCAGAUCCUAUUUUGAUCCUCGUGAGGCAUACCCUGAUGGGAGCAGCAAAGAGAAGCGGAGAGCUGCUAUUGCCCAAGCCUUGGCCGGUGAAGUCAGUGUUGUGCCUCCAUCUCGUCUUAUGGCGUUGCUGGGACAGGCACUGAAAUGGCAACAGCACCAGGGACUCCUUCCUCCUGGUAUGACAAUUGAUUUGUUCCGAGGCAAAGCAGCUGUCAAAGAUGUUGAAGAGGAAAAGUUCCCCACACAACUGAGUCGGCAUAUUAAGUUUGGCCAGAAGUCUCAUGUGGAGUGUGCUCGAUUUUCCCCAGAUGGUCAGUAUCUGGUCACUGGCUCUGUUGAUGGGUUCAUUGAAGUAUGGAACUUCACCACUGGCAAAAUCAGGAAGGAUCUGAAGUACCAAGCUCAGGAUAACUUUAUGAUGAUGGAUGAUGCGGUUCUAUGCAUGUGUUUCAGUAGGGAUACGGAAAUGCUGGCAACUGGAGCACAGGAUGGGAAGAUCAAGGUUUGGAAGAUUCAGAGUGGGCAGUGUUUGAGGCGAUUCGAAAGAGCACACAGCAAAGGUGUCACCUGCUUGAGUUUUUCAAAGGACAGCAGUCAGAUUCUUAGUGCCUCUUUUGACCAGACAAUCAGGAUUCAUGGCUUGAAGUCUGGCAAGACUCUCAAAGAAUUUCGUGGUCAUUCGUCAUUUGUUAACGAAGCCACAUUUACACAGGAUGGGCAUUACAUUAUCAGCGCAUCUUCGGAUGGCACUGUGAAGGUUUGGAAUAUGAAGACUACGGAGUGUUGUAACACUUUCAAAUCACUCGGCAGCACAGCUGGGACAGACAUCACCGUCAACAGUGUGGUUUUGCUGCCUAAGAAUCCGGAACACUUUGUUGUUUGCAACAGAUCAAACACAGUUGUCAUUAUGAACAUGCAGGGGCAGAUUGUGAGAAGCUUCAGCUCUGGUAAGAGGGAAGGUGGUGACUUUGUCUGCUGUGCCCUUUCUCCACGAGGCGAGUGGAUCUACUGUGUGGGUGAAGACUUUGUGCUGUACUGUUUCAGCACAGUGACUGGCAAGCUGGAGAGAACUUUGACGGUACACGAAAAGGAUGUUAUUGGUAUCGCUCACCAUCCCCACCAGAACUUGAUUGCUACCUAUAGUGAAGAUGGGCUGCUGAAACUCUGGAAACCAUAAACUGAUUUUGUAAUUCCCUCCAGUUCAUGGAGAUCUUGAAUGCAAUGGCACAGUGCAUUGUGGGGUGGUUUUCAGUUCCUAGGAGGUCCAAAAGUUAUCUCAGCUGAAUAUAAAUUUCAUAUUAAGAUGUCCCAAUAAAUUUGCAAUUUAUUUAUUGCAAAUAAAUGCAAUAAAUCCAGUUAGUAGAAUAUUUGCUAGUUGCUUGCCCCGGUGUAGCACUUUGCUGCAAAGGAAAAAAAAAUCCUUUAAAAUGUAUUUCCUGUUUGUUUUAAUUGAAUGAAUGUUAAAUGUAAAUAUUGUUCUGGCUAAGGCAAAGUGAAGAAAAGCAAACAUUUGGUGUUUCUGUGAAAUUGAUUUCAUCCAUGUUCUGUCCCAACUAUCCCAUGGAAAUAAGGUGUAUUCUACUUAAAACAGACACAUUUCUUGCCAAAGCUAAGCUUUUUAAAAUUCCAUCAGUUUUAAUGGACAUGUUAAGAAGAGAAUACGGUCCAUUAACAGGCACAGGGCUUCAGAGCAUUUAACUUUGGCUGGGGAGUGGAUAAAUCUUCUGAACUUCUCAAAAUGAAUACCCAGUAACGUUCUUGUGGAGUUUUCUGCUCUGGGUAACACAUUUGACUUUAUUCUCCUUUUAAAAUAUAGCUUUGUCUGGAUUAGCUUAGAAAAUAUAGUUUUAUAGAUUUCUUUUUGCAAUGUUCCAAAAUAUGUGUGAGCUUUAGUCAAUCUUGCUUAUUGUCCUAGUAAAUAAGCCUCAUCUAGUGUCUGGUCUUGAUCUGAAGCCACCUUGACUGAUUAUCAAACUUGUUCAGUGGUCAUUUUCUGAUUUCUAGACUUGUGUAGCUUUUAUUUGGAGCCAUUUGUUUGGUGGUACUUUAUUUUUUAAGUGUGUCUAUUUUACAAUAAAGUAUUACUACAAAAGCA
Molecule: messenger RNA, 2563 nt
Organism: Podarcis raffonei (Aeolian wall lizard)
Lineage: Eukaryota; Metazoa; Chordata; Lepidosauria; Squamata; Lacertidae
Gene: SMU1
Product: SMU1 DNA replication regulator and spliceosomal factor
Exons: 12
Coding region: 104-1645 (513 amino acids)
Biological process (GO): mRNA splicing, via spliceosome
Cellular component (GO): precatalytic spliceosome
Molecular function (GO): protein binding
Source: RefSeq, a predicted model, not a curated record